Molecule: messenger RNA, 1549 nt
Organism: Anolis sagrei ordinatus
Lineage: Eukaryota; Metazoa; Chordata; Lepidosauria; Squamata; Anolidae
Gene: AVPR1A
Product: arginine vasopressin receptor 1A
Biological process (GO): cellular response to hormone stimulus; G protein-coupled receptor signaling pathway; regulation of systemic arterial blood pressure by vasopressin
Cellular component (GO): plasma membrane
Molecular function (GO): vasopressin receptor activity; peptide binding
Source: RefSeq, a predicted model, not a curated record
GGCGAUGCGCUUCGCGGGCAACCAGAGCCAGGAGGGCAGCGCGGAGCCUCCGUGGCCGUCCAACGCGAACGGCAGCUUGGGGGACCGUUUCGGGCGCAACGAGGAGCUGGCCCGGCUGGAGGUGGCGGUGCUGGCGCUGACCUUCGCGCUGGCCGUGCUGGGCAACGCGCUGGUGCUGCUGGCGCUGGGCCGGACCCCGCGGCGGAAGGCCUCGCGCAUGCACCGCUUCAUCCGGCACCUGAGCCUAGCCGACCUGGCGGUGGCCUUCUUCCAGGUGCUGCCGCAGCUCUGCUGGGAGGUGACGCACCGCUUCCACGGGCCCGACGGGCUGUGCCGCGUGGUCAAGCACCUGCAGGUCUUCGGCAUGUUCGCCUCGGCCUACCUGCUGGUGGUGAUGACGGCGGACCGGUACAUCGCCGUCUGCCACCCGCUGAAGACCCUGCAGAGCCCCAGCCGGCGGUCCCGCUGGAUGAUCGCGGGCGCCUGGGCGCUCAGCUUCGUGCUCUCCACCCCGCAGUACUUCAUCUUCUCGCUCAGCGAGGUGGAGCGCGGCUCGGAGGUCUACGACUGCUGGGCCCACUUCGUGAUGCCCUGGGGGCCCCGCGCCUACGUCACCUGGGUCACCGGCAGCAUCUUCGUGGCGCCCGUCCUCGUCCUGGCCACCUGCUACGGAUUCAUCUGCUUCCGCAUCUGGAGCAACGCCCGGCAGAAGGGCAAGAAGGGCAAGAGCCAGGGCCCGCUGCCCGGCCAGCCCGCCCUCCGCAAAGGCCUGCGACUCGCCCCAUGCGUCGGAAGCGUCAAGAACUUCUCCCGCGCCAAGAUCCGCACUGUCAAGAUGACCUUCGUCAUCGUCUCGGCUUACAUCGUCUGCUGGGCGCCCUUCUUCACCGUCCAGAUGCGCUCCGUCUGGGAGGACCACGCCUCCUGGGUUGAGUCGGAGGACAUUUUAAUCACAGUCACUGCCCUUUUGGCCUCAUUGAAUAGCUGUUGCAAUCCAUGGAUCUACAUGUUCUUCAGUGGCCACCUUCUGCAGGACUUCGUACAAAGCCUUUUGUGCUGCCGAAAAAUGAAGCAAAGGCUGAAUAAAGAAGAUUCUGAGAGUUACAGCCGGAAACAGACGUCUUAUACCAAUAACAGAAGUCCAACAAACAGUUUGGACACAUGGAGUGAAUCCCAACAUUUCUCACAAUCAAUUAAGUUCAUGCCUAUUUCUUCAUAAAAAAUAAUAAUUUUACAAACUGUUCAGCACUUCAGCACUUUAACAAUCAGUUUUCAUGUGGUCAAAGAACUAACAAGAUGAUAGCAAAACAAAAACCGAUUUUAAUAAAUAUGGUGGUUUUGCAUUGAUGUAAAUGAAACUUGUGGAUUUUUCUGUAAAAAUAUAUGGCUAUGUAUUCAAGAAAACUGAGAAAAUAGAUCAAUACAUGUAAUAUUUUUCUAAAAGAAUAUCAGCUUUAAAUGUUUACUCUCACCAUUAAGUAUAUACCAUUAAGUAUAUGUGUAACACUAAAUGCGGUUCUUUCAUCACAAUAAAAAUAUUUGCCAAAUC